AUGGGCAACCCAGGCAUAACGUAUCAAUCUCGCACCCGGACUGUCUCCAUAUGUAUUCAGGUUCAUGAGCCCGCACCUAUUUCCGUUGCAGUCCCUCACAUGAACCUCAGACGUGGCGUCAUCGCGAGGGACACCUGGCACUCGGAAGCAGUGCUUGGCGCAAGUGAGGCGGCACCUGCUGUCCGGGGCGAGCGUGGUGCUGGACCGCUGCAACAUGAGCGUGGAGCAGCGCGCCGAGUUCCUCCCUCUCACGCUAUUUCUACCUUCCCCCCUUGUCCCCUUGUCUCGCGCUCUCUGUUCUCGCAGGUGAGGCGGCACCUGCUGUCCGGGGCGAGCGUGGUGCUGGACCGUUGCAACAUGAGCGUGGAGCAGCGCGCCGAGUUCCUCGCGCUCGCGCGCAACUGCAACGUGCAGUCGCACGUGCUCGUGUUUGAGCUCCCCGUGGCGCUCGUCGUGCAGCGCGCGGUCAACCGAGUCAACCACGAGGGCGGCGUGCAGGGCCCCCGGGCUGCGAGCAUCAUACGGCAUCAGAUGAAGAUGCGCGAGCCCCCUGCAGCGGUGGAGGGCUUUCAGCGCGUCACCGUGUGCCGCACCGACGCCCACGUGGACCAGGCGCUCUCCUUCUACCGCGCCCUCCGCCCCUCCGCUUUUGCCGCUGCCAGUGGUGGCGGUGGUGCUGAGGGUCCUGGCGUAGUGGGGCUGCAAAGGGCGGGAGGAGGAAGCCUGGAGGUGCAAGCAAUGCAGCAGAGGCACGGGGGAGAGGAGCUAGACGCGCGGGUACGGGAGAUGCAGCUGGGGCACUGGAGAGAGGGGGAAGAUGCGCAAGCGCAGGGACAGGGAGAAGAGGGAGCAGAGGGAGCGAGGCAGGGAGGUCGGGAGGGCCCAGGGCGUGAACCCAGGAGCGACCAGCCGCGUUGGGAACGAGGGGGCGAGGGGAGAGGCAGGGGGAGGGGGAGGGGGAUGUGGAGGGGGGGUGGGGAAGGGGGGAAGAAUGUGGCGGAGAGAGGGGGAGAGAGAGGAUGGUAUGGGGACGGGAAGGGGAGGAAUUUAGUGUGGAGGGGUGAGAAGAAGUGGGAUGGGGAGGGAAAUGGGAGGGCGGUAGAGAGAAGGGGAGAAAGGGAGGGCGAUGGGGAUAGGGAGAGACGGGCGAAAGAGGGAGCAGGAGGGGAGGGAGAGCAGCAAAAAGCACCGAGAAACCGAGAAGAAGAGGAGGAGAAGCAAGUGCGAACCAUGUCGUUUGGUUGUAGUCAAGGCAUCGUGAAUGGGCGGGGAGAGGCCCUCGUGGAUGCGCAGGGGGAAAGGCUCGUGGAUGGGCGGGGGGAUGGUUGCGUGGAUGGGCGGGGGAAGGGCCGAGGAGAGGUGGGUGAAUGGCGACAUGUGCAGGCACAUGGGAACCUGGAGAGCUCGUUUGGGCUGAGGCAAGACGGGUGUGAGCAGAUUGCUGCUGCCGCUAAUGAAGGGGCCGAGAAGAACGAGGGUCGACAAAGAGGAGGGGAGGGGGGAGGCAAGGGCGACGAGCACGAUCAGCAGAGGGAGGAGCGCAGAGAUCACCGAAAGGUGGAUGGAAACAAGGGAGAGGAGCAGGACGAUGAGAUAGACGAGGAGGAGCAGCAGCAGCCACCGCAGCCACCGCCACAGCAGCAGCAACAGCAAGCGCAGCAGCGGGAGGCAGCAGGACGGUGGGUGCUGGCGUUUCCGUCCAUCUCAACGGCUGAUUUCAAGUUUGACAGGGAGAGGGCGGCUGCAGUGGUGCUUGACUGCGUCACUGAGUUCCUCUGGCGCAACGGGGGCAGCAGCCACGGCAGCACCACUGCCAGGAGUGCGGGCGAGGGCAGGGUGGGUGCGGAGGGUCGUGAGGGUGGUGGGGACUGUGAGGGUGGUGUGGGUGGUGUCGAGGAAGGGGAGAGGGAAGGGAGCAGGUUUGAAGGGAUGGUUAUAAGUGGUACUGGUGCUGCCACUGCUGCUGACGAUGGUGGUGGUGGUGCGGUUGCUGGCACUAAUGUUGAUGCUAGUGCUGCUGCUGCUGCUGCUGCUGCUGCGGUAAGGGAUGCACUGAGGCGAGGGGGGAACGGCAAUGGGAACGGUGACAGUAACGGUGUCAGUGGAAUGGGCAGCUGUAGCGUGAACGGAAACGGAAACGGAAACGGAGGUGAUAAUAACGGUGCCAGUACCAGACACAAACAGCCUGCAGCAGCAGCUAAAGAAAGACCCUCAGCACCUGGAGAAACGAGACAAGCAUCACCGCCCAGAGCACCCGAGAGCAGACAAAGAUUGCCGGCAGGCGGCAACACAUCGUCUACAGUGUCUGACUCCCCGCCGAAGCAAGAGACGCUUGAGCGCUGUCCAAUCCUGGACGUGGUAUUGGUGGAUCUCUCGCCCUCCUCUGACAUGCUGAGGCGAGUGAAGCGCUUGGCUCGCCAGAGGGGGCUGCCGUUCGUUGAAUCUGGACGGCUUAGGCGAGGAGCGGAUGGUGGAGAGAAAGACAAGGCGAGACGGUUCAUUGAACCUGGGCGGGAGGGAGGAGCCGAAGCCGUCUGUUACCAGGGGGUAAGGCACGUGGUGCACGUGGUGGGACCCAAUAUGAAUCCUCGUCGCCCGAACUGUCUGGAUGGUGACUAUAACGAGGGCGAGAGGCUGCUCAGGUCCGCGUAUGGGGCGCUCUUUAGAGAGUUCCGCCUGCUGGCCAAGGGGGGAGAGGAGGGGCGCGCGGAGAGGGCGGAUGGAGGGGAGGAGGGAGUGGGGAAAGUGAGGGCGAGGGAGCAGGGUGGAGAUGGGGAGAGAGGGAUGGAAGGGGGAGUGGAAGGGCGAGGAGGUUGGGGGGUUGUGGGGGAAGGUCGGGUUGGGAAAGAGGUAUUGGUUGCAGCUGAGGGUGGGAUGAGGGGAGAAGGGAGGAGGUGGGUGGAGGAGGCACGUGAUGGGCUUGCAGGGACGAAGGUAAGAGAGUCUGUGGGAGGAGAGAGGGGAAGGGAGGAGAGAGACAAUGGUGGGUCGUGGGAGGAUGGGGUAGGUGGCGGAGUGGGGAUGAGGAGAAGAGAUGGAGGUGCUGGGGGUGAUUCUGGAAAGGGGAAGAGGAAAGCUCGUGAGGGUGAGGGUGAGAGGGACGAGGUCGAUGAGAGGAGAGCAGUGGGAGCGGGGAGUAAGAGGAGAAGGGACGAGGAGGGGGGAGGUGAGAGGGAGGGCGAGGGGAUUAGGGAGCUUGAAGGGAAAGAGAUGGAUGAUGAGAAGCGAGGGGGGCAGGGUGACACUGGCACCGCUUCCACCUCAGCUGGGGCUGACUCCACGUCAGCCAGAGCUGAUUCCACGUCAGCGGGAGGCGAGAGAGGGUUUUGGUCGCGAGGCGACAGUUCAGCAGCUGCUGCGGCGGCUGCUGUGGCGACAGGUGCUACGAGUGAAGGCUGGGGAGCUGGUGGGUCGUACGGUAGAGGGAGUAUGAGGAGGGAAGGGCGUAGUGAUGGUGUAGAGAGGGAAGCGAGGCGAAGGGAAGGUGAUGGUGGUGAGUUGGGAGUUCGAAGGGGUGCUGAGGAGUUGACUGGGCGAGAAAUGGGGGCGAUGCGUGAGAUGGGGAUGGAUGAGAGGGUUGAUGAUGCUGCCGAUGCUUAUGGGGGAGAGGAGGCAGAGGGAGGUGUUCAUUUGAAUAGCGAUGGUGGCAGGGGCAGAGAGGAUAUGGCAUCACUUGUGGCACCAGCAGCAGCAGCAGCGGAAGAUGUUCCAAGUGCUGCUGAUUCCCCUCCAGCGGCUCAGGUGCCCUCUGUGGACCCCCAGGUGGUCACAACAGAGCGCCAGGUGCCACUAGCAGAUGCUCAGGUGGACCGGACAGGCAGCGCAGGCCGGCAGACAGCAGGAGAGGCGCGGUUGGGCUCUGUGGGGGGGGCAGGGGAACAGGCGAUGGGGGUUUGGGUGGUCCGGGGAAGGGCAGCAUUCCGACCGAAUCUUGAUAGAGUGGCGGAGGAAGAGGGACGAGAGGUGGUGAGAGAAGAGAGGCGAGAAGGGAGGAUUGGGAGGGGCGGAGAUGGGGGGGAUGGGGGAGCGAUGCUUCUCCAGCGAAGGGGUUUGGAGCAGGGGGGAGGUGGGGGGGAAGGUGGGAGGGGUGUUGGAGGGACGGAGAGAAUGGGGGGUGGUGAGGGUGUGAGGGGAGAGAGGGGCUCUGGAGGAGGGAUGCAGUGGUGGAGGAGGAAUGAGGGGAGAGGGGUGAGAGGGGGUGAGACGGGAGGAAAAGAAAGAGGAAAUGCUGGUGGUGGAGGAGGGGAAGAAGGGGGGGGGGGAGGGGGAGGGGGAGGGGGAGGGGGAGGAGGGGGUGUUGGUGGUGGUGGGGGUGGGGUUGGUGGUGGUGAUGGUGGAGGGGGGGGAAUGGGGGUAGGAGGAGGAGGAAGGGCAAGUGACAUGCGAGGGGUAGGGGGAGGCACAGGAGGAGCAGGGAGCGGAGGAGGAGGAGCAGGAGGGGGAGGGGGAGGAGGCGGAGGAGCAGGAGGGGGCAAGCGCAAGGAGGGGCAUGGUGGGGCGGAAGGUUCCUGGAAGCACACGCUGAGGGACAUUGCAAUGCGGCCUGAGAGGCACAGCGAUGUGGUGCUGUUUGCUGAUGCCUCCGUGGUGGUCAUCCGCGAUAAGUACCCCAAGGCCCAGCACCAUCUGCUGGUUAUCGCACGGACGGACGGUGUGGAUCGCAUCAUCGACGCCACAGCGACAGAUCUGCUGCUGCUGCGCCACAUGCUGGCAGUCGGGCAGCUCUGGGCAGCACACUCCGUCUCACCCUCCUCCUCCUCCAACCCCACUCUUGGAUCUGGCAAUGCACCCAACCCCGCUCCCGCCUCUCACACUGCACCACAACAAGACAUCGUGCCACAGAAACCACCUGAAAAAUCUCCCGAUGCUGCGGCCCCAGGAGUGUCAGGUGCUGCUUCAGGUGGUUGGCCAGGGGGGAAUCCAGGCAGUGAAGGCGAGCAUGCAAGGGGGAAGGCCCUGCCUGGGAAGGGAGGGCUGGGUGUGACUAUAACGAGGGGCCCUGGGCCAGGUGUGACAACCGCAGGGUCAUCGCCACCUCAGCCACUGCGCUUCCGAUUUGGCUUCCACCAGGUGCCGUCCAUGCACCAGCUGCAUCUGCACGCCAUAAGUCAGGACAACAAUGUGCCGUCCAUGCACCAGCUGCAUCUGCACGCCAUAAGUCAGGACAACAAUGUGCCGUCCAUGCACCAGCUGCAUCUGCACGCCAUAAGUCAGGACCUGGACUCGCCCCAUCUGAAGCACAAGAAGCAUUGGAACUCCUUCGCCUCGCCCUUUUUCCGAGAUGCCGUCCAGGUGAUUUUUCAGAUAGAGCAGCACGGCCAUGUGCUGCCAGCUCUGCCGACCACCCACAUCUCGUCUGUAGCCGGACAGAACCUCUUCCCAGGCUCAGUUGGCCUGGAUAGCAGUGGUGGUGAUGUGGUUGGUGGUAGCAGUGGAGGUGGAGGGGGGUCAGAUACCAGAGACUAG
This is a messenger RNA of Closterium sp. NIES-65, 5466 nucleotides long. The record is from the annotation of a GenBank genome assembly. Lineage: Eukaryota; Viridiplantae; Streptophyta; Zygnematophyceae; Desmidiales; Closteriaceae.